AUGGCGGUGUUCGAAGAUAGUUUGGUGUUUUUGGAGGAUAUUUUCACCUGUACUGGUUACCACCUGGGAAAUAGCAUCGAGCGUGACUUGAGGUUUUUAGAUGAAAAACCAUUAAAUUACCGACGACGUGGCAUCUUUCUUAUAUUCAAUAACAAGCAUUUCCACGAAAGUAUGGGUCAAAAAGAACGUGAUGGAAUUGACGUCGACGCUGAACGGUUGGAAGAACGCUUUCAGGACACGGGAUUUGAUAUGCGCCGUUAUAAUGACGUCACAUGUGCCCGAAUGACGAAACUAAUGGAUGAAGUAGCCUCUGCUGACCAUUCUGACUGUGAUUGCUCCGGCUGUGCCGUGCUAAGUUGCGGUCGGGAGGGCUAUAUAUACGCCACAGACCGACCAGUGCCUCUCGAGACACUCACGUGGCCUUUCAAAGGGGACAGGUGCCCUUCUCUAGUCGGGAAACCAAAGCUUUUCUUCAUUCAGGCGUGUACGGACAGACGGGCGGAAAAAAGUGGACAGCACCACAGGGACUUAUCCCCAAGCAGACGAGAAUCUGGAUGCAGACGCAUCCCUGUAGAAGCAGAUAUUCUCUACUCAUACUCAACUGUGCCUGGCUAUUAUUCGUGGCGAAAUCACCAAGAGGGAUCAUGGUAUAUACAAGCACUAUGUAUAGUCUUGGAAAACUAUGCCAACAAAAUAGAACUGGUGCAAAUGCUUACCCAGGUCAACCGCAUGGUGGCCUACGAGUUCGAAUCUUGCUCGGAUGAGGAAUUUACAGAAAGUCAAAAACAGAUGCCUUCAAUAACAUCUAUGCUCACGAGAUAUGUGCACUUUAGGCCCAAGAAGCCAGAUAUCUGUGGAUGA
This is a messenger RNA of Mya arenaria, 861 nucleotides long. RefSeq names its product caspase-3-like. Lineage: Eukaryota; Metazoa; Mollusca; Bivalvia; Myida; Myidae. The coding region runs from base 1 to 861 and encodes 286 amino acids. The transcript has 6 exons. The record is from RefSeq and is a predicted model, not a curated record. Gene Ontology annotation, biological process: apoptotic process; proteolysis. Gene Ontology annotation, cellular component: cytoplasm.